Penicillium waksmanii is the source of this 864-nucleotide messenger RNA. RefSeq names its product Proline iminopeptidase. Gene Ontology annotation, cellular component: cytoplasm. The transcript has a single exon. The coding region runs from base 1 to 864 and encodes 287 amino acids. Gene Ontology annotation, biological process: proteolysis. NCBI's taxonomy places the organism in Eukaryota, Fungi, Ascomycota, Eurotiomycetes, Eurotiales, Aspergillaceae. The record is from RefSeq and is a predicted model, not a curated record. Gene Ontology annotation, molecular function: aminopeptidase activity.
AUGAGCGGAUACACACACUCAGAGCCCUUCAAUAUAGGCCUACUUCCUGUGGGUGCAAUUCAUAGGAUAUACUACGAGCAAUAUGGCAGAGAGGAUGGAAAGCCAGGUCCGCCUCUCAAAGACCCCACGUCGAGGUGGAAAGCUGCUAAUUAUCAUACAGUCAUUUUCUUGCACGGAGGGCCUGGGGGUUGCACUUCUAGAAACAACACGACCUAUUUUGAUCCGGCCGUCUAUAGAGUGAUCCUACUUGAUCAGCGCGGCACGGGAAAAUCCGAGCCCACUACUGAGCUACGUGAAAACACCACGCCGGACCUUGUUUCCGACAUCGAAGCACUUCGUCAACAUCUGGCAAUCUCUAAGUGGCAUCUUAUCUUCGGUGGGUCCUGGGGCACGACGCUCGCUCUGCUGUAUGCCCAAGCUUACCCGCAGUUCGUGGGGUCGAUGAUUCUGCGGGGGAUUUUUACGGCAAGUAGGUUGGAGGUUGCGUGGUCAAGAGGAUCAUUGGGCGCAGCCAACGUCUACCCAGAAGCGUGGCAUGUCUUCCAGCGCUAUCUGCCCGAGGAUGAACGUCAUGAUAUUACCGCUGGCUAUUAUAAGCGGCUUACGUGCGAUCAUCAUCCAACGCGUCUAGCAGCGGCCAAAGAAUGGAAUCGGUGGGAGUUGAGCAUUGGAGAGUUGAGGGUUGACGAGGGCGGCUUCAAGAAGUUAGAUGAUUAUGUGUGGUCUUGGGCGCAUGCUCUCUUGGAGGCGCAUUAUGCGGUGCAUGACUUUUGGUUGGAGGAUAGACAGAUUUUCAAGCCGAAGAACUUGGCAAAAAUCCGGCAUAUUCCUGGUAAGCAGAUAAGGUCUCCCUUCUGGAUUUAA